Cydia amplana is the source of this 506-nucleotide messenger RNA. RefSeq lists its product as uncharacterized. The record is from RefSeq and is a predicted model, not a curated record. Gene Ontology annotation, biological process: positive regulation of voltage-gated potassium channel activity; regulation of synaptic transmission, cholinergic; sleep. Bases 1 to 447 code for a protein of 148 amino acids. The transcript has 3 exons. NCBI's taxonomy places the organism in Eukaryota, Metazoa, Arthropoda, Insecta, Lepidoptera, Tortricidae.
AUGGCAAACAAAGCGCACGUUAUUAUCAGCGUUAUUUUGCCUGUGUUCUUCUCUACUACAUGUGAAGCCAUCAAGUGCUACGACUGCAACAGCGCGAACAACUCGGCGUGCCUGGACCUGCACAUGCCCAGGAUGAACGCCAUCAUACCAGUGGUGGACUGCUCGAAGGCGCUCCCCAACAGCAUCAGCAAACAGUUCUUCUGCCGGAAGAUCACGCAGACAAUCCUCCACCCGGACCAUACCCCGGAGGUCAGAAUAACCCGAGGUUGCGGCUGGGUGAAGAGCAAACGGGAAUGCUACACCGCCGACAACAAGGACCACCUCGAGACCGUCUGCCAGUGCUUCGGAGACAUGUGCAACGCCGCCGCGGCCCUGCGAGACGUCAAACUGACAGCUGUCACUCUACUCGCCGCCAUCUUGGUUUUUAUCAGGAGUUGGCGGGCUUGAACGAAGUGCUACGAACUUUUAUGAGGAAACUGUGUGUGGAAUUGUAUAAAUUAAUGUUC